AUGCAUUUCCAAUUCUUGUCCAAUUCGCUUUCCCAGUCCCAAACUCCCACGUCUUUUUUUCUCUCUUUUCUUUUUCUGGUCCCUUCCACAGACCCCGAGCCCCCAAUCUGCCAUACCGCCUCGGCCUUCGAAUUACCUUAG
Colletotrichum abscissum is the source of this 141-nucleotide messenger RNA. RefSeq lists its product as uncharacterized. The record is from RefSeq and is a predicted model, not a curated record. NCBI's taxonomy places the organism in Eukaryota, Fungi, Ascomycota, Sordariomycetes, Glomerellales, Glomerellaceae. The transcript has a single exon. The coding region runs from base 1 to 141 and encodes 46 amino acids.